Molecule: messenger RNA, 4033 nt
Organism: Cololabis saira (Pacific saury)
Lineage: Eukaryota; Metazoa; Chordata; Actinopteri; Beloniformes; Belonidae
Gene: sulf2a
Product: sulfatase 2a
Cellular component (GO): endoplasmic reticulum; Golgi apparatus; cell surface
Molecular function (GO): N-acetylglucosamine-6-sulfatase activity; calcium ion binding; glycosaminoglycan binding
Source: RefSeq, a predicted model, not a curated record
GUGCAUCUAUAACAGCGAGCUGUCUGCGCCGGACUGUGCUGGGGGUGAGACCGGCUCUCCUCUGUCCUCUCACUCGCACGGCGGACCAGACCUGGACACACCAGACGGGACCGGAUUGGUAAAAGACUUGCCAAAACAGGCUGCUGGACGGGGCUGCAGACUCCCUGUGUCUGAAUGAAGGCCUGAAGAGGAGACCGCAGAGAAGCGUGAUGGCGGGGCGGGGGAACCCUGCCCAUCUCCCUCUUCUCCUCGUCUUUCUCUUCACGGUGGGAAUCCUCCCGGAGGCCCAGAGCUCUGGCUACCUGUCAGGACAUCGCCUCAGGUCUCGUCUACAGAGGGACCGCCAUGUCCGCAACAUCCGACCCAACAUCAUCCUCAUUCUCACGGAUGCAGACAUAGAAUUGGGCUCCAUGCUGGCCAUGAACAAAACCAGACGCGUCAUGGAGAAAGGCGGCACCCAUUUCUCCAACGCUUUCUCCACUACGCCGAUGUGCUGCCCGUCCCGUUCCUCCAUCCUGACGGGGAAGUACGUGCACAACCACCACACCUACACCAACAACGAGAACUGCUCGUCUCCCUCGUGGCAGGCACACCACGAGCCCCACACCUUCGCCGUGCACCUCAACAACAGCGGCUACAGGACAGCCUUCUUUGGGAAGUACCUGAACGAGUACAACGGCUCCUACGUUCCCCCUGGGUGGAAGGAGUGGGUCGCGCUGGUGAAAAACUCCCGCUUCUACAACUACACCCUGUGCAGGAACGGAGUGCGGGAGAAGCACGGCAGUCACUACUCAAAGGACUACCUGACAGACAUCAUCACCAACGACAGCAUCAACUACUUCCGGACGUCCAAGCAGAUGUAUCCUCACCGUCCCGUCAUGAUGGUGCUCAGCCACGUGGCCCCACAUGGUCCGGAGGACUCGGCCCCCCAGUACAGCGCUGCCUUCCCCAACGCCUCGCAGCACAUAACCCCCAGCUACAACUACGCCCCCAACCUAGACAAGCACUGGAUCCUCCGCUACACCGGACCCAUGAGGCCCGUCCACAUGCAGUUCACUAACAUGCUGCAGCGCAGGAGGAUGCAGACGCUGCUGUCUGUGGACGACAGCGUGGACAAGGUGUACAACAUGCUGCUGGAGACGGGGGAACUGGACAACACCUACCUCAUCUACACGUCAGACCACGGCUAUCACAUCGGUCAAUUUGGUCUCGUGAAGGGCAAGUCGAUGCCUUACGAGUUUGAUAUCCGCAUACCGUUCUAUGUGCGAGGACCCAACGUGGAGCAAGGUGCCAUCAAUCCUCACAUUGUGCUGAACGUUGACUUGGCCCCGACUCUCCUGGACAUGGCUGGUGUCGACAUCCCUGCAGAGAUGGACGGGAAGUCCAUCCUCAAGCUCAUGGCCACAGAUCGGCCCGUCAACAGGUUUCAACUGAGCAGAAAAGGUAAAACGUGGAGAGAUUCGUUCCUGGUGGAGAGAGGGAAGCCUCCGCAUAAGAGAGGCGAUGGGAAGGAAGUGGCCCAAGAGGAGAACUUCUUACCGAAAUACCAGAGGAUGAUGGACUUGUGCCAGAGAGCGGAGUACCAGACCUCCUGCCAGCAGCCUGGACAGAAGUGGCAGUGCGUGGAGGACCCGGCUGGAAAGCUGAGGCUGUUCAAGUGCAAGGGCAUGGCCAGCCUCUUCGCUCCCCGUAUGCAGGCCCUGAUGGCCAGCAGCGCCUCCCAGCUGUCCCUGAAGAGCAGCCCUGACGGCUGCACCUGCAGCCCCGUGGGCCUGGAAACCUCCGCCCUCAAGAGGAAGAAGCUGCUCAACAAACACAAGAUGAAAGCCAGUAAGAGUGCGACCAGGAAGCGCUGGGCCCGCUCUGCAUCCUUUGAGCUGGACGGAGACCUGUACGCCGUGGACCUGGAGAAGGGGUACCGGGCCCUGGGCCCCCGGAACAGCAGCUGGACCGGAGGGGGGAGAGCAGCCUGGGCCGAGGACGACGGGGAGGAGUUCAGUGGGAUGGGACGCACCGCCAAACCCACCGGCACCAGCCGGCCCACGGCUCCGGCUUCUCUGAAAGUCACAUACAGGUGCUCCAUCCUCCUGAACGACACUGUUACCUGUGACGGGGGUCUCUACAAGUCCCUUCAGGCCUGGAAGGACCACAAGCUGCACAUUGAGCAUGAGAUUGAAACUUUGCAAACCAAGAUUAAAAACCUGCGGGAGGUGAAAGGCCACCUGAAGAAGGUGCGGCCAGAGGAAUGUCAGUGUGACCCUUCCAGUGAUCUGCUCAAGAACAACGACAACUACAAGCUCAGCGCCAGACAGAUGAACUCACUCAGGAUGCCGCUGAAGCAGAAGAAUCAGUGGCUGCAGAAGGAGCAGAAACACCGCAAAAAACUGCGUAAAUUCCUGAAAAGGCUGCAGAACAACGACACGUGCAGCAUGCCGGGCCUGACCUGCUUCACCCACGACAACCACCACUGGCAGACCGCCCCCUUCUGGACAAUGGGUCCCUUCUGUGCAUGCACCAGUGCCAACAACAACACGUACUGGUGCCUGAGGACCAUCAAUGACACACACAACUUCCUGUUCUGCGAGUUUGCCACGGGCUUCAUGGAGUAUUUUGACCUCAACACUGACCCCUACCAGCUGAUAAACGCCGCCAGCACGCUGGACCGCGCCGCUGUGAAUGCGAUGCAUCAGCAGCUCAUGGGCCUACGGGGCUGCAAGGGCCACAAGCAGUGCAACCCCGAGAAGGGAGGAAAGGAGCGAAACCACUUCAGUGAAUACAGGCCAGUUCAUCGUCGAAAGAGGCCAAAAAUGAAGAAGCCCUCCUCCAAAUCGCUGGGGCAGAUUUGGGAAGGGUGGGUCGGCUAGUCUCCCGAAUCCCAACAACCAACCGUACUGACCUCUUCCAGCAGAGGAAGGAAAAAGAGAAGGACCCCCAACACUCUUCGAUGGACCAUCCUUUGAGAUACUGUUCUUUUUUUAAUCUGGGAAGCUAGAAGACUCUUGGGUUACCUACUUUCGAGCACAUCUCAUAGCCGUUUCCAUGUGUGACCCCCUCAGCUCCCAGGAUUACCAACCCCAGGAUGCUGUAAAUGAGCAGGACACAUUGGUGUCCACAAGCCAUUCACCUUAGCAGCAAUGCUUGUAGAUAACACACAGUACAUCACUUUCAUCCACCUCCGCGUCCAAUGGGACGGGGGGGCGGCGGGACGAUGGGGGGCCUGUCAGCUCUGCUGUUACACAGUCACGUCACAACCUCGUGGUGCGUCCGUAGCCCACACUGACAACCUUAAGACUCUCUACACCAAUGCAUCCGGGCAUGGAAGUGAUAAAGACAUUACAAGGACCUCGGCCUCGGAGCUCCCACCCUCACCUUUUGUACGAUAGAUGAUCCUAGCUCAGCUGAAUGUGUCUUCAUGCUCGCGGCUGUGACGCGUGAGGUGAUGGGCGCUCGCCUGCUGUGAUUCAGCCCCCCCUGCGCAGACUUUGUGCAGCUCUGUUCAUACAUCUCGACCAGUGUCUAACAAUCCUGCAGUCCUCCGGGACAUUCGUGAAAACAUUUAACUCCUUUGUAUCGUCAGUACCACACUAGAUGUUUCCAGAUAGUCUGUUCAGCUUGCUAUACAUGGUGCUACAGGACAACAGCACAGGAGUAAAAUCUUGCUGUACAGUAUGUAUUUGAAUGUAUGUCGUGCAAUUAAUAAAAAUGUUUACAAUAUUUUUUAUAAUACUGAAGACCUCAUUGUUCCAUAUGGGUCAGCAAAAUAAACUUAAAUGAGGAAAUGCACAUCGAGACAUCCCAUUUCCAACCAUUGUUAUGUUUGUUACUUCCUGAUUUACAUGAGAAAAGCACUUAAAAGGUUCACUGUGACAAGAUGCGCCAUGUACAUGGAAAAAUACGUCGUCUAUUCUGUACCAGAGGAAAACACAACAGACUUGUUGAUGUGAACUUCAGCUACCUGACUUUGUUAGCUUUUUUUCUUUGCAAAUAUUUUCAUAGACUUACAGUGCUGAUAGUGAUUGUGAAUAAAGUGUUG